Molecule: messenger RNA, 1159 nt
Organism: Pogona vitticeps (central bearded dragon)
Lineage: Eukaryota; Metazoa; Chordata; Lepidosauria; Squamata; Agamidae
Gene: OIP5
Product: Opa interacting protein 5
Biological process (GO): chromosome segregation; CENP-A containing chromatin assembly
Cellular component (GO): chromosome, centromeric region; chromatin; nucleus
Source: RefSeq, a predicted model, not a curated record
UUUGGGCUUCCGCCACCAACUUCGGAGAAAACAGAGGCACCGCUCGGAAACAGGAUUGGGUAAAAUAAAUUGUGGGCGGGGCAGUGUCCAAUCCACGAGGGCAAUGGGUGUCCCAUCGGAUGGCGCGAAUGAGGAAAUGCUCCAAUAGGCGCAACAGGAGGCGGGAACGGGGUUUGAAUGUUUGGCGGAAAAAACAAGAUGGCGGUACGGAGGCAGCUGAGGCUUCUUUUUCAGGAGCCCCAAGUGGGUGGUGCAAUUACGGUAGAGCGAACGGAACUUGGGACCGGCGAAUAUCCCCGGCCGCAGCAACGUAUGAAGACGCCGGAGGAUGCCAGGAAGUGGGUUCCGGGGCUUCGGGGACUCAGGUUGGAGGACUGCGCGGUGUACCAGUGCCGGAGGUGCCGUGCAGUACUAGGGGACUCGCUCCACCUGUGCGCUCAGGAGGGGACUCUCCGCCUUCUUGUUUGCUUCAAAGUCACAGAUGAUGUUGUUGUGGAAGAUAACUUAAUGGUCUGUGUUGAAGGAGAUCUCAUUGGAUGCACCUACAACAUGUUAAACUGUCGGUCAUGUGGGACAGGUGUUGGCUUCAAGCUCUACUGUUCAAAAUCUCUUGCUUAUCUGCGAGGCCUCUUCUGCCUUUUCAAGGACAGCAUUAUAUGUUACUUGUUAAAAACUAAAACCACAGUUGAAGCCUCAAAGGUGAUCUGCCCUCCAGUGAGCCUGAAGGACCAUGUACAAAAGUUGAAAGAGAACCUUGUACUAGUUCACAAGCGUAUAGAAUUGCUAAUUAAGAAACUAGAAGACUUAAACCAGCAGACAGCCUUAGUAGAAAAUCCGGGCUAUAAACCAAGACCACAUGGUCACGGAGCUGGAUCCACAAGGAAGAAGUCAAAACAAUUAACUGGUUGAAUUUCUGCAGUCAUCUUAGCUGUGAAGAAUAUGAGCAUCCGAAGCAGUCGUCUCACAGCUAAUGCUUUGGCUAUAUUUGAAAAUGGCAGUUGAUGUGAUUUUAGGAAUGGCAUGAAACUGUUUUCUUAAUGUGGGUUUAGGAAUGAUGAAACUGUUUUUUUUACAGAAGGCUCAAGUACAUUCAUUGUUUGGAUAUGAAGUAGCUGUAAUAGAUCAUUUUUACAUAUUAAAAUUACAGACAUGAUUGUAA